UGACGCUACUAAAGAGAGCAACGGGCGUACGGUGGCUACUUGAACGAAAACGGGGGAAGCUCGCUCAAGAACCGGUCGGGCUGUCGUCGGGAACUCAACAUGCCACAAUACAAAUGCUGAGCGUGGGUCGGAAACAACCGUAUCUACCCCCUGAACGCCGAUAAUUGACGGCCACGCCCCGUAUCCACCGACCGGAGCCCUUAAAGAACUGCCGGCGGAGGCGCAACGGUGAGUGUUUGAAACCCAGCAGGGAGGGCGGCUAGCGGGCUCACAGCGGAGAGGAAGCAGGAGUGUUUGGGGAACCAUGAGAGAGUACAAAGUAGUGGUUCUCGGGUCCGGAGGGGUCGGUAAAUCCGCGUUAACCGUCCAGUUCGUGACGGGAUCCUUCAUAGAGAAGUACGACCCCACGAUAGAGGAUUUCUACAGGAAGGAGAUCGAGGUUGACUCCUCUCCGUCCGUCCUGGAGAUCCUGGACACGGCGGGGACCGAGCAGUUUGCCUCCAUGCGAGACCUGUACAUAAAAAACGGGCAGGGUUUCAUCCUGGUCUACAGCUUGGUGAACCAGCAGAGCUUCCAGGAUAUCAAACCGAUGCGGGAUCAGAUCAUUCGGGUGAAAAGGUACGAGAGAGUGCCGAUGAUUCUGGUUGGAAACAAAGUGGACCUGGAGGGGGAAAGGGAGGUCUCGUCCGGUGAGGGGAAGGCACUGGCGGACGACUGGAACUGCCCGUUCAUGGAAACUUCAGCCAAAAAUAAAACCUCGGUGGACGAACUGUUUGCAGAGAUUGUCCGACAGAUGAACUAUGCCUCAACACCAAAUGGCGACGACCAGUGCUGCUCGUCUUGUGUCAUUCUUUAAGAAAAAGGACGACCAUAAAGUUUUAUUCUUUGCUCGGUUUUAAGUUUGCAAUGUGUGUUGCAGCAAGUGUGUACUGUUGAGCUCUUCUUCAUGUCUCACCCUGGCCUUGGAGGAAAAUACAGGGAGGAAUGCUGCAGGGGGACGAGAGGAGGAGGAGGGGAGCAACUGAGACUCAGAGGGAGGGGUCCACUCUUCAGGAAUUCUGCUGGGUUGGAGUAUCUUUGCUGCACGAUCAGUGUCCACCAUUGAUGUCAACACAGUGUCAGAUCCAGAGUUUUCAGCAACACCCCCCCCCUCACCAGUUCCAACUGUACUCACAACUGGAACUAAAACCCCAAUG
Molecule: messenger RNA, 1196 nt
Organism: Plectropomus leopardus (leopard coralgrouper)
Lineage: Eukaryota; Metazoa; Chordata; Actinopteri; Perciformes; Serranidae
Source: RefSeq, a predicted model, not a curated record